Messenger RNA from Pyrus x bretschneideri (Chinese white pear), 594 nucleotides. RefSeq names its product F-box protein CPR1-like. Bases 1 to 594 code for a protein of 197 amino acids. The record is from RefSeq and is a predicted model, not a curated record. The transcript has 2 exons. Lineage: Eukaryota; Viridiplantae; Streptophyta; Magnoliopsida; Rosales; Rosaceae.
AUGGGCUUAUAUGCGUUGCUGACAACUAAGACUUUCAGGACAAAAGCAGGCUUUCAGGACGAAGAUGCCCCCACAAUAAUUUGGUACCCUUCAGUCAGAAAGUAUGUGAUUUUGCCUAGUCCUAAUAUUAAGAACAAUUUUGAGGGUGCACAAACCUAUAUUUUUGGCUAUGAUUCUCAGACCAAUGACUACGAGGUCUUGAGAAUUGUUACUGUGAGGAAUUCUUUGUUAGGGGUCGAGGUUUACUCCUUGGCCAAGAGACGUUGGACAUGUCUUAGUGCUGCUGCAACUUCUGUUUUUCCUGCUUAUUUGUGCGCGUCGUUCUUGAUUAAUUUUUUUAUUGAUGCUAUGCAUUGGAUUCUACCCCGUGACAGAGAUCCCCAACAUCUCAUGGUGUCGUUUGAUUUCAGCACUGAAUUAUUCCACGAGAUCGAGAUGCCUGAAGAUUUUGGAACAACAGAUUGGGGGGCCAUAGUGGUGGAUUUCAAGACUGAAAAAGAAAUGGCUGCAACUGCUCUAGAUGGCUACCCAUCAAUGAAUCCUUUCGUAGAGAGUCUCAUCUUACUUAGCCAGUCCAAUGUUGUUUCCUACUAA